AUGGUGGAGCCGGAGGACAGCCUGUAUAAGAUGCACUGGAACCCGGAGCAUGCCCAGUCCCUCAGCCAGUGGCCUGAGCAGCACCUGGAUGUGUCCUCCACCACCUCCUCGCCGGCCCACAAGUCCGAGCUGUACACCGCUGGCCGAACCCACGCCCGAGGAGGCUCCACCCACGGCUACGCCUGGGCCAAUGACGACAUUGGUGCCCUAACCGCCUCCAAUCUGCUAAAGAGCUAUGCAGAGAAGUACUCUGGUGUUCUAGACUCACCCUACAACCGUCCACCGGGGCCCACUGUAGGGGCCUACCCAGAGCCAGGGGCCUUCGGGGGCCUCAAUGGCCUCAAGACUGAGCUGGAGCCCUGGCCCCUGAGCCACAGUGCGGAGGGGCCCUACCCCGGGUCCCUGGAUGGUCUGUCAGGCCCCAAGGUUGGGGCCACAUCAGCAGGGCCCCCAGGGGCCAGCAGUGUGUCAGUGGUCAACAGUAACCUCUCAGACUCUGGAUAUAGUGGUAGCAGCUCCUGCUCUGGGUCUCACUCUGGUGACUACAACCCCCCCAGCUACAACGGUACCUACCUCUCGUCUGGGUACUGCCCCGGGCCCCUGCCUGGCUCAGCACUUCCCCCCGCCUCCCUCCACCACCCCCUCCAGCCCACGCCCACCCUGGUGCCCAGCUACUCGCCCUCCACCCAAGUUUACAGCUACCCGCCAAGCAGCUACCCCCACCAGCCCAGCCUGGCCCCCGCUUACAGCCACCCCUCUGCAGGGUACUUACACUCCGGGCUGGCCACCCCUACUCCUCUCCCCUCCCGACCCACCGUAGUCGGGGGUAGCUACAGCUACCAGGAGUCUGGAGGUGGGGUGAAGAGGAAGGCAUUUGACAUGUCAUUGGAAGAGGAGGGGGAAGGUUCUCGAUACAGGAAGUAUUCAGGCUACGACCCAAUGAAGUCCGGAGGAGGAGGGGACUCUCUCUCUCCCUACAGCAUGGGGGAUAAAGGAAACAUCAGAUUCACCACAGGCAGCACAGAUCCCCUGGCAUUUAAGCCCAGUAAGCCCUCCUCCCAGCCCCUGGUGUCCCCUCCCUAUAUGGUGGCUGUAGCAGGGGAGAACAGCCCGGCAGCAGGGAUGACUGAAGAGAACGGAGGAGGAGGAGGGUCAGAAAACCAGGGCUUCUCCCACUCCCAGCAGCAACAGCAGCAGCACCCCAGCCUGAAGAGUCCAGACCCCAUGGUUCUGGAUCUAGUCAACGGGGAAGUGCUGGACUGCAGCCCAGCCCUGCUAUGGGGGGAGCUGGCUGGGCUGACCCACGUCAAAGCUGCCCUGGAGGAGGAGCUGUUGUGGCCCUGUCUAAGGCCCAGCCCCACCAUCCUCCCCCCAGCCACCGUGCUGCUGUUCGGCCCCCGGGGAAGCGGGAAGACCACCCUGGCCCGCUCCAUGGCCGCCCAGCUGGGGGCCUCCUUCUAUAGGCUCAGCGGGGCCAUGUUAGCUUCUAAAGGCAAGGUGGAUGCCGAGGGGAUCCUGGGGGCCACGCUGCAGGUGGCGGGGGCGAGACAGCCUUCUGUUGUGCUGCUCAGUGAAGUGGAGGCUCUGGAGGAUGAGGAGGGGCUGAGGCAGGUGUUGCUAUCCGCCCUGGAGAAGGCCCAGAUGGGGUUAGGGUCGGCGGGGGGAGCCCCUGGGCUGGUGAUCGUGGUGUGUACCACCGGCAGGCCAGACCUGCUCCAGGAUACGGUGCAUCGGAGCUUCGCCAAGCACUACCACGUGGGCCUGCCAGAUGCGGGGAUGCGGAGACAGGUGCUGCUGCAGGCGCUAGUGCCCCAGGGAUGUUCUCUCAGUGACAGGGAGCUGGGGGCUGUACUGCAGCGGUCAGAGGGCUUCUCUGUGUGGGAGCUGCUGCAGCUCUGCCAGCAGGCCCUAUCCUCAGCAUCCUCCUCGGGCCCUCAGGGGCCCUUACACAGCCUUUCAGGACAGGCUACGGGGCCCCCAGCCCUCAAAGACUUUGAGAACGCCUUCUGCAAGGUGCGUCCGCAGUCGCACGCCACCCCGAAAGAACUGGACACUUGUAUGGAGUGGAGCAAGGUGUACAGUCAAUGA
Messenger RNA from Salvelinus namaycush (lake trout), 2088 nucleotides. RefSeq names its product fidgetin-like protein 2. The record is from RefSeq and is a predicted model, not a curated record. Gene Ontology annotation, molecular function: ATP binding; microtubule severing ATPase activity; ATP hydrolysis activity. The coding region runs from base 1 to 2088 and encodes 695 amino acids. The transcript is spliced from 3 exons. NCBI's taxonomy places the organism in Eukaryota, Metazoa, Chordata, Actinopteri, Salmoniformes, Salmonidae.